Molecule: messenger RNA, 1128 nt
Organism: Acanthoscelides obtectus
Lineage: Eukaryota; Metazoa; Arthropoda; Insecta; Coleoptera; Chrysomelidae
Source: the annotation of a GenBank genome assembly
AUGUGUAAAGAAACCAGCACUAAGCUGUACGUGUGUAUUCACUGUAAAGCGGAAUUCAAAUAUAGGCCAAGUUUAGACGAUCAUAUAAUUAAGAAACAUCCUGAGUUCUCAGCAUCAGUUACAAGUAAUGUGCAUGAAUGUCCUGAUUGCGGAUAUAAAACCACCUUUAAACAUCAUUUUGCUAGACAUAUGUUCAAUCAUCCUGGGGCCGAAAGUAGCCUCAAGCCGAGCGUGUGUAUUCACUGCAAUGCGGAGUUCAAAUAUAGAAAAAGCUUGGAUGAGCAUAUUACCAAGAAACACCCAGGUUUUAUAGCAUCAGUUUCUCGUCAAAUACUUGAAUGUGCUUAUUGUACGUAUAAGACAACAAUUAAAGAUUUUCUAUCAAGGCAUAUGUUGAAACAUUCUGAGGCAGAAAGUGACUUUAAUCUAAGCGUGUGUAUUCACUGUAAUGCGACAUUCAAAGAUAAGAUAACUUUAGAUGAUCACAUAAUUAAGAAACAUCCCGAUUUCAUAGCAUCUGUUACACGUAAGAUACACGAAUGUACUCUAUGUACAUUUAAAACCACUGUUAAACAUCUUCUUGCUAGGCAUAUGUCGAAACAUCCUGAAACUGAAAGUAGCUCUGAGCUGAUCGUGUGCAUUCACUGUAAUGCCGAAUUCAAAUAUGGGGAAAGUUUGGAUGAUCAUAUCGUCAAGAAACAUCCUAAUUUUACAGCAUUAAUAUCUCGCGAAAUACUUGAAUGUACUCACUGUACGUACAAAACUACCAUUAAACGUUAUUUGUCAUGGCAUUUAUUGAAACGUCAUGGUGUAGAAGGUAACUCUAAGCUGAGCGCUUGUAUUCACUGCAAUACCACGUUCAGGGAUAACACAAAUUUAGAUGAUCAUAUAGUUAAGAAACAUCCUGAGUUCUCAGCAUCAGUUACACGACAGAUAUAUGAAUGUAAUCAUUGCACAUAUAAAACCACUAUUAAAUGCCAUCUUACUAAACAUACGCUGAAACAUACUGGGACACAAAAUAGCGCUGAGCUGAACGUAUGUACUCAGUGUAAUGCGGUAUUCAACAAUCGGAUAGAUUUGGAUGAUCAUUUAAGAUUCCACAGCAUUGAUUUCUCAUAUAAUACAUAA